Aspergillus nidulans FGSC A4 is the source of this 1872-nucleotide messenger RNA. RefSeq lists its product as uncharacterized. The record is from RefSeq and is a predicted model, not a curated record. The transcript has 3 exons. NCBI's taxonomy places the organism in Eukaryota, Fungi, Ascomycota, Eurotiomycetes, Eurotiales, Aspergillaceae. The coding region runs from base 1 to 1872 and encodes 623 amino acids.
AUGGAGCUGAAUGCUCUCAACCUCCUCACCAAGCCGCCGAGGGUGAGAUGGUCCACUGAGAUGAGAACCUUCCUUUGCUGCCUGAUUAAGUAUUUCAACAAAGAUCGUGAUGCAUUCCAGGCCAUCUUCAACUCGCGUUUUAAGAAGGAGCUUAACGAAUGUGGGUUUAAUGAGAAACUGCCAGUCAAGUGGUCGACGCUCGAUUCACAGUGGAUUGACAUGAAGAAGAAGGGGGAUCCCAUCUGGGGAGAUGUGCAUCAGUCCGCAUUUGACGCCGAGGCAUGGCUGUCAUAUAUUGAAAAAAUUGAAGCAACUGCAAUCUCAAUCAACAAGCAUAUUGACAGAAAGGCCGAAGACACAGUCGAUUCAUUGACUUUUACCUACCAGCUCCCAAAGCCUCGGCACCAAGCAAUGAGCAGCUGUUCCAGAAGGAGAUUUCACCCCACGGGUCCCGUGAUUCCCUGGAAAUACCAUCGAAGGCAGCUAUUCCGAGGAGAGACUGUGUCCGGUGAGUCUUCUGGAGCCGCCGGGUCGCAGCAAGAUGGUGCUCAGAGGUUUACAGACCAGCUGGGAGAAAGACCCCUUUGCACUGCUGGGGACAAACUUUGUUUUUGGUGUUAUGCCGAAAACCCUAGCAGCGUGAGCAUUAGUGGGCCUGCUACUUGCGUUUUUAACGCUAUCCAGAAAGCAACCAACGGUUUGAAUGCGGCGCAGCUCCCUCCCCUGCUAUAUCGGUGGUGGAACGUUCGAUCACAAGGACUCAAUCUGGAGAAUGUAUUUGUUGCUGGAAUGUUUGCCAGUCUUUUCAAGGGCUAUUUUGCUCCAGACACGCUUGCAGAAGACGUGUUUAAUCGCCUCUUUGAAAGCCACAUCCGGCGUCAUAAGGAUUUCCCGUCUCCUUUCAUUUCGACUUUCAUGUCCCUCCUUGCACCAGUUCACAGGGGGCUGAGGGAAAAGGGGGGUGCCACCAUAGCUAUUUUCGACACGAGAAAACUGAGGUCGAAGGUUUACUCUGCCAGAGAGUUUGUCCGCGAACAAAAUCUCAAGAUAGGAAGGAUGUAUAAUGGUGCGGGCGAGUAUGCAGUAUGGGGCCGGAUCAACAAUGACGCUAUUAUCUGCAGUUUCACUAUCGAUACCCUAUCCCGCAUUGCAGAUGAGCAUCCAGAUAUUAAUCGAUUCUUGCAACUUGAUCUGAUCACAACACAUAGGCACAACAGAAAGGGCUUGCACAAAGCCAUGACAAAAAACGCCAUGUCCUUGGACAUGGAGGCUGGUGCUACAGUGGGGAAGCUGCUGUCCCUCUUGGAUGUCCCACAGGAGUUCUGCCGAGAAAUCAGCAGAGGCAUGGCGUACUCGUGGAGAAUCAAGACCAGAUACAUGUCCUGGCAGGGUUUCUUUCAAGGUGUUGAGCUUGGUUACAGGGGUGAACCUGUCAUGCCUACGCUGCUCACCCCAGAUGCUACACCCGACUCAGUAGAGCCAAUCCCAUUUGGUGGAUUUGACUCAGAUCCCGGUAUGAAUAUCGUGGAAUCAUCUGACGAUUGGGGUGAUAAGUCUGACGCCACCCUCGAUCUUCAGUCCGAUGAGGACGAACAGGACGAAUCUUCCAUGGAUGAGACUCCACCGCCUUCAUUUAGGCACAGAAGGAAGACAGUCCCUCCUCGUAUGGAUCUCGACUCUUCGUUGGCGCAGGAUCCGAAUUCAAACCCCGCGAAUGUCGUCAAUAAUGGUUUCGACAGAGAAAUGGACGAUGUCAUGGAGUCUGAGUUUACUGUUGAGGAAGCUGUCGACCAAAAGCAAAUGGCAAUUGAUGAAUUCGCCGUGGACAGGGCUCGUGUUAUGUCUGUGCUGCGUGGAAAUUUUUUAGUCUAG